This is a messenger RNA of Myzus persicae (green peach aphid), 1090 nucleotides long. RefSeq lists its product as uncharacterized. NCBI's taxonomy places the organism in Eukaryota, Metazoa, Arthropoda, Insecta, Hemiptera, Aphididae. Bases 106 to 810 code for a protein of 234 amino acids. The transcript is spliced from 6 exons. Gene Ontology annotation, molecular function: protein binding. The record is from RefSeq and is a predicted model, not a curated record.
UAAAAGAAGAAACAAUAUUCGAAUCUAAUAAUAUUAUUAUAGUUCAAUUACUUUAGUAUUUAUAUGUACCGACCUACGUAAAUAGUUAAACACUUUAUUAUAAAUAUGGAAUCAUACUUGGACGAGGUAAACAACAACAGAAAUAUGGGUAUAACAACACUAUUGGAGGAUACUGUCAAAAACAGAAAUUUGGAUCAAAUCACUUCACUUAAAUUACAAGCCCCUAUGUCUGUAAAUCGUUUGUGCAUGUUGGGUACAUAUGUACCAAAUUUGGUGGAGCUUGAUUUAACAGACAGUUUUCUUCCGUCAUUCAGAGAUUUUGCAUUUAAACUUGAUAAUUUGAAAGUUCUAAAAGUAGCCUCAUGCAACCUAAAGUCAUUGGAUGGAGUUUGGAACAUACCAAACGUGGAAGAGUUAUUCGCCUCUGACAAUGACAUUAGUGACCUAAUGUUAUGCUCUACACUGGUUAAACUCAUCACUCUUGACUUAUCUAGAAAUAAAAUUAUGGAUUUGACGAGAUUACACUUUUUAAACUUCUGUGAACAAUUACAAUGUUUAUCUUUGUCGGGAUGUCCAGUGGCUAAAGUUGAAAAUUUCGAGAAAAAUGUUCGGAACAUUUUACCAAACCUGAAUCAUUUUAAUGGAAAUCCACCUUUAGAAAUUGAACAAGUUAAACCCAAAUUGACCAUACAAUCAAUAGUUUGUGGCAAUAUUACUGCUGCAUUACGAAGUAGAAAAACAUACUCCAGUGGAAAUAAGGAAGUACAGUUUGGAGAUAUGCAUAAAGUAUUGAAUGAUGACGAGAAGUAAAUAAAAGAUAUUAUAGAGUUUAGAAUAAUCUUAAAUUACAAAACUAGUUUAACAUUAAGGCAUUUUAUUAAUACAGUGAUUAAGUUAAAUAAAAUGCACAAACUGUAUUGUAUGGUUACAUAUAUUUUUUUUUUAAUUUUCUUAAUUUAAUCAAUGUAUAACUUUAAUAAUAAUAACACAGUCUUCACAAUUAAUCAUAAUGUUAACGGUUACGCAAACAAAAUAUCAUCCAUAUUUAAUUAUACACAAAUUGUAUCACCAUAAAUGUGUAGCCUACUUU